CCCAAAAAACACAAUAAAUCCCACCAACUCCUCUCCUUUCCUCUCUCCAAUUUAUCCAUCAAUCCAUCAAUGGCUGCUCCCUCUCUCCCAUUAUAGCCUCCUCAACCAUGGUGGCCGCCCCCGCCCAGACGGCCUCCUUGCUCCUCCUCCUCCCGCUCCUGGUGGCCGCCUCCUCCUUCCGAGAAGCCCCCAAGUUCCGCAAUGGCGAAAGCUGCCCCGCCACGGCCAUCCACAUCGCCAUGACCCUGGACGCCAACUACCUCCGCGGCACGGCGGCGGCGGUCCUGUCCAUCCUCCAGCACUCGUCGUGCCCGGAAAACGUGUUGUUCCAUUUCGUGUGGGUGCGCAACGAGCCGGCCGUGUCCUCCGCCAUCAAGGCCACCUUCCCUUACCUGAGGUUCAAGCUGUACCGGCUCCAAACCGCCCGAAUCCGCGGCCUGAUCUCGAAAUCCAUCCGCGAAGCCCUGGACCAGCCCCUCAACUACGCGAGGAUCUACCUGGCCCAGACGCUGCCCUCGGGCGUGGGGCGGCUCAUCUACCUGGACUCGGACCUGAUCGUGGUGGACGACGUGGCGAAGCUGUGGGCGACGGACCUCAGGGGGAAAGCCCUGGGCGCCCCCGAGUACUGCCACGCUAACUUGACGACCUACUUCACCGACGCCUUCUGGGCGAGCCCGGAACUGGAGGGGACGUUCCGGGGGCGGCGGGCGUGCUACUUCAACACGGGGGUGAUGGUGAUGGACUUGGAGGAGUGGAGGAGGGGCGGGUACACGGAGAGGGUGGAGAGCUGGAUGGUGGUGCAGAAGCAGAGGAGGAUUUAUCAGCUGGGGUCGCUGCCGCCGUUCCUGCUGGUGUUGGGCGGGAAGAUCGAGGGCGUUGAUCACAGGUGGAAUCAGCAUGGGUUGGGAGGGGAUAAUGUGGAAGGGAGGUGCAGGGGAUUGCACCCGGGCCCCGUCAGUUUGCUGCAUUGGAGUGGCAAGGGGAAGCCCUGGCUCAGGUUGGAUUCCAGGACGCCUUGCGCCCUUGAUUAUCUCUGGGCGCCUUAUGAUCUUUAUCGCUCCCACACCCAACACCCAAUCUUCUAACUUUGAUUUAUGUAUAACUUCCAACUUCCUAUUUCUUCUCAAUUUCCCAUUUUAAUUAUCACUCGGGAACUCCAUAUUAUCGUUAA
Salvia miltiorrhiza (redroot sage) is the source of this 1171-nucleotide messenger RNA. RefSeq names its product probable galacturonosyltransferase-like 4. Gene Ontology annotation, cellular component: Golgi apparatus. The transcript has a single exon. Gene Ontology annotation, molecular function: glycosyltransferase activity. NCBI's taxonomy places the organism in Eukaryota, Viridiplantae, Streptophyta, Magnoliopsida, Lamiales, Lamiaceae. The record is from RefSeq and is a predicted model, not a curated record. Bases 108 to 1085 code for a protein of 325 amino acids.